UAAAAUAUACUCAAAAAUGGACAGGAUUCUGUCAACCUUCAACAGAAAAAUAAUGCUACUGUUAGCGUUUUCUUUUUAAAUAAAGCAGGUAUAUGAAAUACAUGCAAUACAUGACGGGUAGCAGUUACCACAUUCCAGGCUCUGUAUGUUCAAGCCAAACGCCAAGUUUGCCAGCGUCCCCAGAACAUUAAUGCCUACUGGCUUUCACAGGGAACUGCAUUCCCCAGGAUUCAGUGCGGUAAUCAUUGCUUUUCUGCGGUUGGUGCGGUGGUUUUUUUUCAAAGCGGGUAUGGUGAAAUGUAGGAAACAGCAAUAAUAUUAACGUCUUGGCUUAGCGAUAUGGCUAAAUACAAGCGUGAUGGUUCUUCGAGUCCGCUAUCAGAAUCUGAACUGGACCCAGAUCCUCAGCGUUACCCGCCGCCGCCACCUCUGCAAUUGCCACGCCUGGAGAAACCGCUGCGCCAGGCCUUCUACAAUACCGGGGCUCUGGUUUUGGUGGGACUAUGCUUUGGGGUGGGGGUACUCAUUUAUUUUAUCCUCGAAGCGUUUCUGCGCCCACUCCUGUGGGCCGUCCUAUGCGGCACCUUUUUGCACCCGUUUAAGAAUUCCCUCACGGCAUUUGGGCGUCGCUGGCUGCGUCGCCUCCGCCAUUCCAACACGCCAGUAUUUUUGGCUACUUUCUUAUUGCCGCUGUCUUUUGCUAAUGCGGCCGCCGAAACUUUGGGUAAUGAGAUCGUGCGGCGCCGUUGGCUUCUUCUUCUUUUGAGUGCCGGAGCUCCAGUUUUGUAUGGAGUAUACUGUAUCGGUACCUCCUUUGAGGUCCAGGUGGUUCUUGAGUAUUCCGCCAGCCUCAUUUGCCAAGGACUAAACUAUUUCAGUAGCCGUUGGAUAUGGACCUUGAUAGCAGGCUAUCUGUUGACUGUGUUAUUCAGAUGGAACCCAAGCACCGAGCGUUACUUGAGAGCAAUAUCAGUUCCCCUCUGGAUUGUGCUGCUGUUUCAUUUGGCUUCUGCAGCAGGAUCUUGGAGAAUUCCAAUUGUUGUACUUAUAAUUGUCUUAAUGACAGUAGGUAUGCUUCAUGAACAAUCAAAUGGAAAAGAGCCUUCAGAGGCACAAGUUCUUGGUCAAGUAAUUUCCAUUGCAGCAUCUGCGGUCACUACAGUAAUCUCUGUUACAUGUUAUGAAUCAAGUAAUGAAGAUCAUCCAUUACAAACUUCAGAAAUUGUAGAAAGUGGCGAUCCCUUAUCAGGAUCAUCCAGUGAGAAGAGCAGGCAGAGACCUGAGAUUGCAGCAUUUCCUAAAAAGAAGAAAGCCAGUGACAUCUACUUUGUUCUGCUUGUAUGGAGCAUUAUAAUAGUCCAGAUCUGGUUUAAUUUCUGGAUAAUUCAGUUGCUGCCCUUACCUUUUGCAGUGUGGGUUUUAAAAAAACUGUUUGUCCACUUUGGAAUAGUGCAGUUCUCACUGAUUUACUGCAGUAACUAUUGGCAUACUCUGGAAGAUUUUGUGAGACAACGUCAAGAAGUUCUUGUACCCCAACCAGUUAAGGGUCUUGGAAGAAUUAUUCUCAAGUUAGACAGCAAGCUGAUCGUGUGGUUGGAAAAAAUCCUAGAUAAAAUCAUUAGCAUAUUUAUUAUAUUUGUGCUAGUGAUAGGCACCCUGCUGCUUGCAUUACUCCUUACAGCAAAGGUUCAUCAGGAAAGCGUACAUAUGAUUGAAGUAACAAGCAGAUUGAUUAAUGAAACUGUAGCCAAUCACCCAGAAUGGGCCAAUUGGCUUCCUGAAGCUCAAGUCAUUCAGAAGGCUUUGAAUUCAGCUGCUACUAAUGUUUAUCAGUAUGGGCGAGAAUGGAUAACGCAUAAGCUUGAUAAAAUAUUAGGAGAAAAAGUAAAUAAUACUGCUGUGAUUGAAAAACAAGUUCUGGAGCUUUGGGACAGACUAUAUCAUACUUGGUUUGCAAAAAAUACAACUCAUUCUGGACAACAAAAAAGUCACAAAAAGCAUUUAAAUCGUGAGCAUAGUUGGACAAGUGACAUGCUUGAUUGGCAGGAUAUUGCUUCUUUUAUUCAUGAGAAUAUUGAAACAUUUCUUUCGAUCUUAGAAUCCCUUUGGAUAGUGAUGAGUCAUAAUGUUACCCUUCUUUUCACCACAGUUACAACUUUGGUAACAGUCCUUUUCCACAGUAGCACUGCAGUUCUUAAUUUUGUUCUUUCACUGGUGAUAUUCCUGACCACAUUAUUCUACCUUUUAAGUUCCAGUGAUGAAUACUAUAAGCCAGUGAAGUGGGUGAUCAAUUUGAUCCCUUUGUUGCAGUCUGAUGCAUCUUCAAACAUAAUCAGUGAAUCUGUGGAGGAAGCCAUAAGAGGGGUAUUUGAUGCAUCUCUCAAAAUGGCUGGGUUCUAUGGCCUAUAUACCUGGCUGACUCAUACCAUCUUUGGAAUAAACAUUGUCUUCAUUCCCUCAGCUCUGGCUGCUAUUCUUGGAGUAGUUCCAUUUUUGGGAACAUACUGGGCAACUGCGCCUGCAGUUCUAGAUCUUUGGCUUUAUCAAGGAAAAGGAUAUAAAGCUAUGCUUCUCUUCAUUUGUCAUCUAUUGCCAACUUACUUUGUGGAUACAGCAAUCUAUUUGGAUAUAUCUGGAGGAGGUCAUCCUUAUCUGACAGGACUUGCAAUAGCUGGUGGAACAUAUUACCUGGGACUAGAAGGAGCCAUCAUAGGACCCAUACUCCUUUGUAUUUUUAUGGGUGCCUCUAAAAUUUACAGUGCUGUACUUGUGAGUCCAACAAAUUAAUUACUUGCUCUAUUGCAGAUGCCUUUGAAGAUUUAUUGAACUUUGGAUUUUUAGAUCGUGGUCUGCAUUACCUUACAUGAAGAGCUCCUGGCAAGUGAUGAAGUGCCCCUCACCAGAACCGGGAAGAACAUAUUUGGAAAACAACUGAUUCACCUUAUCAGAAAAGCUUUAAACUAAAAUUAAAGCAGAAGGGUAAACAAGUUUUACAACCUUUAGGAUCUAAUUCCAAGUAAAUAGAACUAGACAACCAAUCAAAUAAAAAGAUAGGGAGUGAAGAGAAAAAAACAAAAACUCAGAACCAAAGUAAAUGUAAGAAGCAGACCUGGGUUCAGCCACAAAGAAGUUAAAUGCCUAUACACUAACACUCGGUUUAGGGAACAAACAGGGUGAACUUGAAAUACUAAUACACGAGAGAAGUAGGUAUGAUGUAGUUGCAAUCACAAAAAUGUAGUGGAUUGGAACUAAUGACAGGAGUGUAUUGAUAGAAAGAUAUAAACUAUUCAAAGCUAUAUUAAGCACAGUGAUGUUGGAAGUUUAUAAUGAAGUUCUGUUAGAAGCAAAAAUACCUAACUCAUGGAUGGGAGCAACUAUUAUACCGAAAGAAGAAAAUUUAUUAAUAUGAUUAAAGCAAUAUAUCAUAAACAAUCAGCUAAGGUGAUGAUAAAUGGAGACAUGAUGGACAAUUUUGAUAUAAAAAGGCACUAGGCAGGGAUGUCCAUUGUCCCCUCUGCUAUUUAUACUGACUCUGGAAGUAUUUGCCAGAAAUAUUCGCCGAGAUGAAGAAAUAAAAGGAAUGGAAAUUAAAAAAGAGAACUACAAGCCUCAGGCGUUUGCAGAUGACCUAGUAUUAGAAGACCCAUUAGAAACUGGAAGCUAAUUUAAAAGAAGAGUAUGGAGAAGUUGCUGGAUUGAAAAUAAAGACUAGACAAAGAUUUUAGUUAAAAAGCUCACAGAUACACAAAGAGUGUUGAUGAAAAAAAUUGAUAUGCAGAUAGUCAAAAAAGUGAAGUAUUUAGGAAUACAGUUAACAACAAAAUGUGUAACAAUUAAAGAGGAUAAUUAUAUGAAACUGAUGCAACAAAUUAAAUUAGUCUUGGAGACAUGGAAAGAUUUGCAACUGUCAUUAACAGGAAGAAUAGCUAUUAUAAAAAUGAAUAUUCUGCCAAGGUUAUUAUACCUAUUUCAAACAAUUCCAAUAAAAGUGGGGGGAAAUAUUUUGAGGAAUUAGAUAAUAAAAUAAGGUCAGGGAAGAAAGCAAGAAUAGGUUUGAAAAUGCUGCAAGAUUCCAAAAAAGACAGGGCUUUGGACUGUUGGAUUGGGAAUUGUACUGCCAGGCCCCAGUAUUAACUUGUGUGAAAGAAUUGAUUAACUUGAGGCAUCAAAGACUGUUAACUUUAGAAGGGCACGACUUUCAAUGCUUUCCUAUAGUAUGGGAAGAAUAAGAUACACAGUUACUUUCAAAGACAUUAUGUCAGAAAUGCAUUGUUAUCAGUAUGGCUUAAAAUUAAAGAACAACACUACCUGGAAAUACCAGUUUGGCUUUCUACAAUGGAAGCACUGAUACAUUCUAAUAUUAUUAAUAUGGGAAAAAUUGUAAGAUAUAAAGAUAUUCUGAAUGAAAAAGGGGAAUUAAAAACCAAGCAGAAACUUAGUAGUCGAGGGAUGGACAUUGGAUGGUGGCCACAAAUGUAAAUACAAUUUCAGUAUGAGAAAGAUGCUAAAAUAUAUGGUUUUAAUUAAAAAAAAUUAACAAAAUUCGAUCAGAUAUUUACUGGAACAGAUGAAAAAUUGAUAAAGAAAAUAUAUUGUUAUUUACUGGAUAUUAAACUUGAAAGUGAGCAGGUAAAGGAGACAAUGAUUGUUUGGGCUAAAAAUUUUGGAAAUGCGAUAGAACUAGAUAAAUGGCAGGAACUAUGGGAUAG
This is a messenger RNA of Pseudonaja textilis, 4709 nucleotides long. RefSeq names its product transmembrane protein 245 (gene TMEM245). Lineage: Eukaryota; Metazoa; Chordata; Lepidosauria; Squamata; Elapidae. The record is from RefSeq and is a predicted model, not a curated record.